UGUUGUUGUCGAUGCAGGACAUGUCAGGCGAGUCCAGCUUCAUGAAGUGUUUUCGCACAGUUGGUUCUUGUUUUUGCAGGUGACUGUGCAUGAAGAGGAUGGGGGUCAACGCAUCAUGUCAGGCUGAUGCGGGGGUCGGUCCUCAGGCCAUCUUCAACGCUUGGCGGCCUCCGUUUUUGGAUGUACGAUGUCGCAUUGGAGCCGCUGUCUUUCCGACCCCGGAGAAAAAGAAGAAAUUGACCAGCCUGGCAACCUUGAGGAAGAAGCUGAUUCGUCGGCGUCGGUCGUCCAAGUCAUGCGACCAUGCGCGGGUAAUCAGAGAGCUGGUGAGUGACUGGACUGUACAGGAGGUGACGGCACUGUGGGAGGAGUAUGAAGCAAGUGCAGCUCUUAAGGAUCUUACCGUGCAGGCUGACUUGGCACGACCGCCAGCCCCGACGUACAAACAAGAUCUCAGUGACCUGUUUGACUACAAGUACUGCACGGAUGUUGACCUGGUGUUCCAGGGAGCCAUCUUCCCCGUCCACCGGGCCAUCCUGAGUGUCCGUUGUCCAUACUUCCAGGAGGUGCUGAAGAAGAUACCUGGCUAUGGGGCCCAGAUUGGUGUGGAUAUACGGACUCCUGGGAUAGACAUUCCGAUGUUCAGUGCUCUUUUACGUUACUUAUACACAGGGGAAUUCAAUGCAUAUGAUGGGACGAGUAAAGCUCAAAUGGGUCUCAGUAACUUGGACAUGUUAAUGCAGUUGUGUGAGGAAUUUGGGACGCCCAACCCACUUGAGUGCGAUCUUAGGUACCUGUUGGAUUCUGGUGAUUAUGCGGACUGUGUGUUAGUGUUUUCUGCAAGUGGGGAAAUGAACCAGUCUGACCAAAAUGGAGAGGCUGGUUCAUCGGAUUACGGUUUUCACAAUCGGUUAGAACUUUACUGUCACAAAGCUAUUCUCAGUGCACGCUCACCAUUCUUCAGAAGCCUGAUUCAGCGCAGACAACGAUACAGUGAAGACAUGUAUGAACGAGGAAUUCCCCAACCAACGAGAAUAGUAUUAGACGAAGGUGUCAUACCCAAGAGAUAUGCCAGGGUGCUUCUUCAUGCUGUAUACCUGGAUACUUUAGACCUCUCCUGUAUCAUACGCGAUUCCACCAGCACCAACAGCUUGAGUGAAGCACAAAGCAUUGUGCAGACAGGCCGCACUCACAUGACAGUUGUGGAAGAGGCCAUGGAAAUUUACCAAAUUGGACGCUUUCUGGAAUUGGAUAUACUAACCCAGGGUUGUGAAGAUCUGAUAGUGGAGUCGGUCAGCCUUGAUAACCUGGUAUCAGUUUUGCGCUGGUCUGGAGAAGCCCACGGUUCAGCCUGGGUACAUCGUCAGGCACUGCACUUUCUGCGGGAGGAAUUCUCUCAGGUUGCUCAGUCAGGUGUAUUACUGGAACUGGAUAAAUCAACGUUAUUAGAAGCCUUGAUAUCAGACUUCUUGCAAGCAGCAGAAUUAGAUGUCCUGCAAGCAACACUGCGAUGGGGAGAACACCAGUUGCUUCGGCGGAUGGAAGAUAGAGAACCCAAUCUAGUGUCCCAAACGGCUCACUCGGUAACUCGUAAAGGAUUGAGAAAAAGGGACAUGAACGACGUGGAGUUGCGAGAGAUACUGUCAGAGCUCCUGCCUCAUGUUCGCAUGGACCACGUCUUACCUCCGAACCAUGACAUUCUCACACAGGCUAUUAAACGAGGUUUGGUGUCAACCCCACCGAGUCAUAUGAUAGGAGAUGAUACAACAAACUACAGGGUGAAUGCUUGGAUACGAAGUAAAAACAAUGGCUUGUUUGUCAAACCCAGGCUUUUUACUCCAUAUGCUGAGGAAAUAAAGUCUGUGGUAGAUGAGCAGACUGCUGGUGGAGUGGACGUGGUCCGACUGCAGUGUUAUGUCUCCCACAUCCCUGAUGCGCUUUACAUGGUAGAAGACAAUGCUCCUCACCAACCAACUUAUGCUCCACCUACCACUGUGGAUGUUGUUGCAGCUGCCAUACCAGUGCUAUCAAUGGUAAGGCGUGAGAGAGAGCUGGUGUCCACCCCGGGCUAUCAGCGAGCUGCCUCACUCCUUUUUAGUGACCGACGAAUGCUCAGACGACAAGUGCGCUUACGUGUUGUGAGGGAAUUCAACUUGCCAGAUUCUGUUGCUGAUGUGUUGGAGGGAGCUUCCUACACCGAAGAGGAAGAGGAAGAAGUGGAGAAGCGUUGUUCAGUUAGGGACGAGGGCAGGUCCAAAUUACAUCCUCCUGAAUUCCUCUUGGAUCCACUUCUCGAGCCUCCUUCACACCACUUCCGUCUUAUGCAAGGUGAUGAAGGACACUUGAGUGAUAUGGUGCCAGAUGUAGCUCUGGCCUCCUCCUCGCUGUCUGCCUUGCAUCUGGGAGGAAGUAGUUUGGAUGAUCGUCACUUAGGCAGCCUUGAGGGCCUUGAAGACCUGGAAGGAACGCAGAUGUCAUUAGAUCUGGGCGAUGGAUCACACCACCAGGUUGGGUCUCACCUCACCUUGGGAGGUUCAUGCAGAAGAAGGUCCAGCAGACGCCGUCGGCUGCCGCCACACUUUACACCUCCACCUCUGUCUGGCCACCAUACGUAUGGGGGCCCUCCACCUCGGUCUCCAUGCACUCCCCCUCUCAGACCUCACUCCUCCACUGCCACUGUGACCCGCCAUCAUGCCACCACCACACCCCCGCUGUUCCUCUGACAUCAACACUUCCACUCCUUGCAUUACCGCAGUCACAGUCACCGACACUACCAUCAUGUGCGCUACUCACCCCCCACGAGGCCGCGCACACCCAUGUUCUAAAUGCCGCUAAACUUCAAUUGCUUCUUUUAUGUCAGAUUUGUUAAACGUAUAUUUCCAAGCAAUGGAUAGCAUGUAUCCAUUUGUUUUAAGGGUGAAGCUAAGGAAUGUAGAAGAGAGGCAACCCUUAAGUCCUGUUUGCCAAAUUGCUAGUGAACAAAUCUGAUUAAAAAAAGAAAGAAAAGUAGGUUGAACACACUUUCCAACACUGCCGAAAUAUUUCAGGUGUACAUGAUUAUUAUUCAGUGAUGAAUCGGCAUCUCUUAGCGUCAAGUUAGUGGGCAUUCUAUCUUAAAAGUACGACUGUGGAAGCAAGGUGUGGAAGAAUGGAAGUCAUAUUUUGCAUUGCAUCUCUUUCAUAAAGAAAGAAAGAAAAAAAACAAAAGAUUUUCCUUCCUUUCAUAUAUACUUUUAUCUCUCUUUAUUUACUCUGCUCAUCUCUUUAUUAUUCCUUAGAAAGAUUUAAAAAGAUGCCUUAUUUUCACAAGUAAUUGUCUGGUUGUCUGGAAAAGCCUGAUAUUGACUAUGAAAAAAGACAUCAGCUGUACAGACUCCUUUUUCUUUAUAAGUUGAUCAUGUUGUUGAAAAUCAUUUUAAUUAUUAAGAUUAUUUUCUCAUAACUACUGUUUUUAAUGGUAGAGUUGAUGUCAUAGUAAUGAUAAUUGUUAUUAUGUAAUUAUGAUUAUGAUAAUGACUAUAAUUAUGAUCAUAACUAUGAUUAUUAAGUAGAGUAACAGUUUUUAUUAUG
Messenger RNA from Penaeus chinensis, 3570 nucleotides. Its product is annotated as BTB/POZ domain-containing protein 7-like. The record is from RefSeq and is a predicted model, not a curated record. Bases 90 to 2723 code for a protein of 877 amino acids. Gene Ontology annotation, biological process: morphogenesis of a branching epithelium. The transcript is spliced from 15 exons. Lineage: Eukaryota; Metazoa; Arthropoda; Malacostraca; Decapoda; Penaeidae. Gene Ontology annotation, molecular function: protein binding.